Molecule: messenger RNA, 69 nt
Organism: Debaryomyces tyrocola
Lineage: Eukaryota; Fungi; Ascomycota; Pichiomycetes; Serinales; Debaryomycetaceae
Source: the annotation of a GenBank genome assembly
AUGAAUCAGAUAACGGAUUUGUCAGAAUUGGAAUCUAUUUUUAGGAAUAACAAGAGUGUUUUUGAGUGA